AUGGUUCAAUCCUUGUCAAUAUCUGACUCUCUCUUCGGCGGUUAUUCGUUUGGCGGUGCACCAACACCGCCACCCGGUUCGCCGUACUCUCCUCUGCGAUUGGAACUCUUGUCGAAAACUCUAAGUUCGUCGACAACUUCUUCUUGCAUUACGACCGCCGCGGCGGCCGCCAAUGACACGGCCUGUUGGAUGGAGCCGCUUCAAGUCAAAACAGAAAUACCGGGAUGCAGUAGGACAACUCCGGCACAUACUGCCCUUUUGCAGGUCGGUGAGAUAAAGGUGAAACGCGAACCACAGGCCACACCUUGCCAGGUCUCGGAAAUCAGCACCUCCCAUCAUAAUCAACAUCAUGCAAACGGUGGAGGUCCGGCCGAUGCAUCUCUCGCGACCGCCUUGGUUAAAAUGGAGGCAAACACAUCGCCUAAAUCCUCGGACCAAGGAGUAUCCUCGAUCCCUGUGGGUAUUGCGGUCGCAAGGCAACGGCUCAACCAAGAGGUGCCACUAGCACUGGCGCCAGGCACUCAGAUCAUAGGGGCCACAUCGACUAAGGAAACGAGGUGCAGCGAAAUUGGUUUACGAGAUCCUUCAGGUUUAAUUCCUUUGGGAGCUGACACCAUAAUAGGGACAUCCGUGCCAUCAGUUUGGCCUGUUAGCACGACGCAGACUUCACUAGGACCUCCAACACUUUGGCAGUAUCCUGCCCAGUUGCCCUUGGAGCCAGUGUUACCUAUGCCUAUGCCUCCUGUAGGUGUUCAACUAGUGAGGGAUCCUUUGACUGGAAACUUCAUAUUACUACCUACACCUACUGCUUUAGAACCGUUCCAGCAAACCGUCGUAUGGCCGAAUUAUCUUCUACCCUCCCCUCUUCAACCGCUACAAUUGUCCGAAUAUUUGAGUACUGGCAGUGCGACCACAUUACAUCAACAUCAUCACACGCAGACGCACAGUACCAGAUUGGUAGCGUUGGCAUCGGCUGAUGCGUCAGGGUUGCCUAAGACUAGAACUACGCGCAUGACUUCAGUGAAAUUGGAAGAAACGUCUCCUGGUAAACAAGAGGCGGUUGUAACAGCGCAUUUGGUUUACCAUCAAGAUGCUGGUACAGGAACUUCCCCGGUCGCUUGCCUGACUCCACCCCCUGAAACAGUAGAACCUGAUGUACAAGAUGCAUCGAAUCAAACUGAUGAUGCACCGUUGCAUAGUGACGAGGACACUCAGUCUGCUGAAAAAGGAACUAUCUGCGAACCCGAAACGGUACCCGAACAGCAAAUAGCUUCAACUAUAUCUGUGAUAGAACCCCAACCUGUGAUUUUAAAUUUAUCCAAAUCCGAAAAGCGUGAACAUGUUCCGACUGAAACAAAACCUGGAGUAGAGGAGUUGGUAACUUCAACUGAAACGAUUGUACAACAAUCAGAAGUUUCUUGUGAAAUUGUUGCUAAAGAGGAAAUCGUAGAGAUGCUGACGCCUAAAGUUGAAGCCAAAGAUGACCAUAGACCAGUAAUUUCCGCUGAAAAAUGUGAACAAGUGGAGGUUCAAAAUAAACCAGAUUUAAGUGGUCUAGAAUUACUUUCAAACAGCAUUGAAGAGUUUGAAACUCGUGCGAUACAUGACACAGCUAGUCCCGGAUGUAAUAAUCAACAAAAUGUUGAAGAUGAAAACUCAGAAUUAGAUGGCCUUGGACUUCUUUGCGCUCUCGCCGAAAAACGAUUUAGAGAAGAAGUGGAUGUUAAAUCGCAAUUAGAAGAUAAGUCUUGCGAAAUCAGAUUUGAUGAGUUAAAACGUGAUGAUAUUAAUAAGCAGUCUCAUGAGAGCGACGAAUGUCAGGCGGAAACACCAUCUUUGCUCGUAUAUGAAGAAAAACUUGCCGAAUUGAAACGUCAAUAUAAAGAAACCUUGAAACAAAUGACGCGUCUAAAGCCAGCCGAAUAUCAAAAAUAUGAUCUUUCAAACGAAAAUACAGAAAUCAAAAGUCUGGAAUUGAGUCCUAUGUCAACAGAAGUAUUGAAGACGCCAUCGCCUUGUCCAUCGACAUCAUCGUCUAAAAAACGAAAAGUUGGAAGGCCGAAGAAAUUAUCAUCGGGGCACGGCAGACGGGUUACGACAGAAACUAUUUUUGCAAAAAAACCAAAGACCAAAGGUGGAAUUGUUGGUUAUCUUUUAUCAGGCAAAAGCACAAUGAGUAAAGGCGGAAUCAUAUAUACAAAAUCAAAUCCUCGUUCAGAUGAAGAAGACAAUCGCGAGCUAGCGAUGAUAAAAGUAGAUUCUAAAGAUAAUGAGUCUUGUGUAAAAGUAGAGUGCCCUGAAGAAGAUGAAAUUAUCAACGAAGAAGAAAGGCAAGAACAAAGACGCAAAGAAAGGCGCGAAAGAAAACAUAAAAAUAAAAGAUCAAGAGAAAAGCGACGACAAAUGAAGGCCGCGAAGAAAGCAGAGCCUCUCUUAAAAUGUGCAUUGACUGAUGAGCAUCUUGAAAAAGAUGGAUUAAGAGUUUUGUGUGCAAUGGGUGGAUUAUUUUAUGCGGGUAGACUGAGUGCUGUGCAAGCACCUGAUGUAUACGCAGUGACUUUAGAUGGAGAAAGGGGUAAUCGGCCGCACAUAUUGUCAAGAGAGGAAAUAAUGCGAGAUGCGUUUCUUGAGUUGUGUCCUUCGUCAGUGAAUGAAGUUCCACCGGGUACCCGACUAUGCGCUUAUUGGAGUCAGCAGUAUCGGUGUCUUUAUCCGGGCACGUCCGCUUCGCCUGAAGGUACUCAACGCGAUGCGGACCGAUAUAUUUCCGUAGAAUUCGAUGAUGGUGACAAUGGUCGCAUCGCACUAGAAGAUAUAAGACUACUUGAACACGAUUAUCCUAUAGUUGAAUAUGAUCCAAAUCCUUUGCUAUCUUUGGGAAAACGAAAGAGGCGCGCUAGCCGCUCAGAUACGGUCGAGACGCAGAUCAAUAAAAUAAUAAAAGAAGAGGAUGGUACCGAACUCGAGGAUCUCGAUAUACAAAUGUCCGACGAAGAAGCCCGCAGGGAACGCAAGCGAAUGAGAAAGUUAAAGAAACGACGCAGGGAGGAGGAAGAAACGUCGCAAAAACAUCGAUGCCGUGACGAAUCCUGCAAAAGGCGUCAUCAUAAGAAACAUCGUAGACAUAGGCACAGACAUCGCUCUUCUUCACCACCAUUAGCCAAUCCAUUGUCGAUUCAGCAGAAUCAGUCAGCUUCGGAAAGGACUGAAAUCGUUCGUCGCAGCGCAUUUGGAGAUACAUUUAUGUCCUCUAGGAAUGCUGAUUCGACCAAUCAUGAAGACAAAGCUGAUUCCAAGGAAGACGAGUUGCUCAUAGAAGCAUGUGUUGAAGAAGAAAGCAAUGAAUCUUCGCAGUUGAAUGAUACAACAGAAGAAAGUGUCAAAGUGGGUGAUUGUGCUGUAUUUUUAUCAACUGCUAGCCCAACUCGACCUUAUAUUGGACGCAUUGAAUGUUUAUGGGAGACAACUAGCAAAAAUAAAGUUAGGGUUCGAUGGUUUUAUCAUCCCGAAGAAACGUAUGAAUGCCCAGCAGAGCAACUAAAAUAUCCUGGCGCUCUAUUUGAAUCACCACAUAUUGAUGAGAAUGAUGUGCAAACAAUUUCUCACAAAUGCGAUGUGUUGGAUGUAGUAAAAUAUAUCAAUCGUCUUGGAAUGGAUCCAAGUCGUUACUCAACCAUAUAUGAAAACAAUGAUACAUUCUAUAUUGCUGGUCAUUAUGAGCCAGCUUCUAAAGUACUCUCAAUGCUUCCAGGUGUACCUUUAUUAGAUUUGUAA
Molecule: messenger RNA, 3774 nt
Organism: Ctenocephalides felis (cat flea)
Lineage: Eukaryota; Metazoa; Arthropoda; Insecta; Siphonaptera; Pulicidae
Product: protein winged eye-like
Molecular function (GO): chromatin binding
Source: RefSeq, a predicted model, not a curated record